GCGGCGGCGGCGGUGGCGCGCACGGGCGGAGCGCGCGGGGCGCCUGUGAGGGGGCGGGGGCAGAAAGGAGGGGAGGGGAGAAGCAGCGGAGCGGCCGGCCUUCCCUCAGACCGACCGACCGACCGACCGAGGAGGAGGAGGAGGAGGGGCCGCCGACCAAGCCCAGCCAGCGGCAUGGCGGCUGGGCGCGAGCCGCCGCCGCCGCCGCCGCUCCCGCCGCCGCUGCUGCUUCUCUCUCCUACCUCGCCUUCUCGCUUCCCCGCCGCCGCCCUGGCCGCCUCCCGAGCGCCGAGGCCCGCCGCCCACCACGACGACGACGACGUCCUGCUCCUGCCCCACUGACCGCCUGAGGGGAAGGAGAGCGCCUGAGGGAGGGAGGGAGGGAGAGGCACGAGGGGGAGACCAGAGACACCCCCCCCCCGGCCAUGGAGCUCGCCAAGCCGGUCUUCCCCGCGCUGCCGCAGCCCAAAGAGGACUCUGAGGUGAGCUGGGGGGGGGGGGCGGCGGCGAGGGUCUUCUUCUCCCCCCUCCUCUCCCCCUGCCCGCCUUUUCCUCCCCUCCUCCUCUCCCCCCUUCCGACGCCUCAGCAUCUCAAUGGCUGGAAUCGGUCACUAGGCGGGCUGUGCUGUCUGUCCUCUACUACUUACACACACACACAAAAGACACACGCAUCGUGGGAAGGGGGGGGUCGCGCAGGUGCCCCGCUUGCAACGACGGGGGGGGGGCUUGAUAAUGGCCUCCUCCCACCCUUGGGUGUUUGGACCCUUGUGGGUCUUCAAGGGUUCCCGCCCCCCACCCUCCUCCCGUUUUGGGGGGUGUGUGAAUUGGGGGAGACACCUUUCUCGGUUGGGGCGUGUCGCGUUGUGGUUCACCCAGCGCCCCGUGUUCAUACGUGUGAAUGUGUGUGUGUGUGUUUUAUAUGUUCUCUCUUUACCCUAUUAGACCUGGCAUAAUUUUUCUGCCACACCAUUGUGGCAGUGCUGGGGUGUGUGUUUGGAGGGGGGAGUGGUUAACAUUUUGUAGCCUGCAGCUUCUUUUGGGAAGUCCCACAACUCAUCUCCUUUUUCCAUUCUGCCCUGAAUGGGUGUGUGUGACUCUUCACACUACAUGGGCGCAUUUGACUCAGCAUCCGUUUACUACAAAAAACGGGAGAAUACAGCAACACCGCUUAAAGAGUGAUGUUCUCUUUCUUCCACCCUAUAAUACUGGUUGUGGGUCAGGGCUUGAAGUGACCAGGAAAGAGGUAUUGGGGUCAUGCAAGAUGGUUAGAUGAAAAGGUAAACCCGGUAUGUGUAAAAGGAGAUGUCCAUGUUAGGUAUCCUUGGGAAAUAAGGUUGCCCAUAACAAAAAGCCCUUACACAAAUCUGUUUGCCUCACCUCAGAAAGGCCAUUGUGGCACUGGAAAAACUGGAAAAGGGCAACCCAAAUAUCAAGUGGCGGCAGCAACUCUCCUAUGUGGAAAAGUUGUGACAUUUAAGGCUUUUUAAUUUAGAGAAAAGGCGCAUAAGAGGGCUAAAAAAUUAUGCAUGGUAUAGUAAAAUUGGAUAGAGAAAAGUUUUUAUACUCAGUGCCAAAAACAAGGAUCAUUCUGCAAAGCUAAAUGUUCAAUAUUCAGGACAGGUAAAAAGAAGUACUUCACCCAGUGCAUAUUCAGUUGCAGAAGUCACAACAAUAAGACGCAGUGAUGGCCAUCAAUGAUGGUUUGCUUUAAAACUGGUUUAGACAAAUUCAUGGAGGGUAUGAUUAUCAAUGGCUACUUUUCAUGAAUCAGUACAAUGCAACAGCAAAAAACACAUGCAAUUCUAGCCUGCACUGACAGAAGUAGUGUCCAGAUCAAGGAAAGAAAUAGCACCACCCUAUUCUGCCUUGGUCAGAACCCACCUGGAGUGCUGUGUCCAGUUCUGGGCACCAUAGUUUAAUGAGGAUAUUGACAAGCUGGAAUGUGUGCAGAGGAGGACAACCAAGAUGAGCAAGGGUCUGGAAACCAAGCCUUACGAGGAGUGCUUGAAGGAGAUGGGGAUGUUUAGUCUGGAAAAGAGGAGACUGAGAGGAGAUAUGAGAGCCAUCUUCAAAUAUCUGAAGGACUGUCACGUGGAAGAUGGAGCAGGCUUGUUUUCUGCUGCCUGGGGGUGGGGGACUUGAACAAAUGGAUUCAAAUUACAAGAAAGGGAAAGCCAACUAUACAUUAAGAAGCACUUUCUGAUGGCAAGAGCUGUUCAGCAGUGGAAAGGGCUCCCUCAGAAAGUGGUGAACUCUAUUUCAUUUGAAGUUUUCAAAUAGGGGUUGGAUGGCCAUCUCUCAAGGAAUGUUUGGUUGUCAUUCCUGUAUUGCAGGGGGUUGAACUACCCUUGGGAUCCCUUACAACUCAACGAUUCUAUUAUUCUAUGAUAGCUGUGCAUUACUAGAGGCAGUUGCUGUGCUCAUGUUGCAUUCAUAUCCUGCUGGCAGGCCUCCCAGAGGCAUCUAGUCGUCCUCUGAGAGUAGAAUCCUGGACUAGAUGUGCCCAUAGUCCCAUCCAGCAGGUUUUUGAAGGUCCAUGUUAUUCAGUCCUUCACCCUACAGAAUUCCAGGGUUUUGUCACUGCCAGCAUCCGUCUCAUUCUCUCCUGUUUAGCUGCUUCUACCUGACAAAGGUUUAUUGAGAAACCUUACCCAGUGGUGUGUACCUUUGCUCAUUCCUACUUGUGUUUGUCGGCUCAUAGAUUUAUUAAUUCUCUUUUUUCCUCACCUUAUAUAUUACACCAAAAGCAAGUUGCAGGGCAGUAAAAUGCCCACCUGCAAUAAAACAGCAGACAAUAAAAUUAAGAUAUAAUAAAUCCUAAGUGGUGGUCUUAAACUUUUUCUCAUGUACAGCCCCACUUGGUGCUUCCUACUGUUUCACACACCCCUAUGCGCAAACAAUCAUGCUGUACUUCAUUUCUAUUUUUAGACUCUCCCAUUUCCUUUCAGAAUCCAGAAUGAUCUUAACUGCUGUUUGAUUUACCAUCCCUGUUUAGCAAUAAUUGUGCAUUGUAAGGAAUGUAAGGUUUUCCCCAUUGCCCCAACUCUGUCAGCUGUGUGAUGUAUUAAAGUACUGGUACUUUUAAAAAUUAUGGGGGGGGGGCACACAGAAAAUGCUGUCCUUCAUGCCCUUGCUGGCCAGCCUGCUUCAUGGAGGGGCAGUUCCAUGCAGGAGUUUCUCCUCAGCCGACAUAUCUUGUGAGGGGACAAAAGAAAAACAGAAAUUAAAAUCAGUGUUCCAAAUUCGCCAGGCGCAUUUUGCGCCUGACUGUUGGCCACUUGCGACCAAGUGAAGCUGCCUGGGUGCCAGGAUGGUGCCUGACAUCUCCAUCAUCUGGAGAUGCAUGCCUGGGGAUCAUGGGAUCUUGACUGUUUUCACACACUAAUGCCACACCCUGUAGAAUUCUAUCCUUGAUAUUUUACCUACAUAAUCAGAACAAAUUUCAGGAACCAAAAAGCCAUCUGGCCCAAAAAUGGCAACUUGACAUUCCGUUUUGGUGUCUAUAACCCUGGUUUAAGGAGCUAUUUGGUGCCUAGCUAAUAUUGAGUUUCUAAGACUGAUUAAACUAUAGCCCAACCUUUUAAAUCCUGUUUUAAAACCCAGUACAUUAAAUUGUGGAAAGCUUUAAAAUAGAUGCAGGUUUACUGAUUUUAUUGGCUAUUCAUCCUUUUUAGUUCUGCAUCAGCUACAGUCAGCUACAGGCCUAUGCUGAGCAUGUUGCAAUAACCAAGUCUUGAGGUUUUAAAUCAUGAAUAGCAGUUGGUACAUCUUAGUCUGGGGGAAAAAGCCUAGCAAUCUUCUCAUCUGGAGGUGCUGGAGAAAAAAUGUUCUAAGCCACUGUUGCUCUUUGAAGGUCCAGACACAGCAAUGUACCCUGGAGCUCAUAAAUAGAGGAGGUAAAAUUAUAAGUCCUCCAUUCCUUCCAAUUUACAGUGCUUAUAAUGCAUCAUUACUGUCAUAUUGUUGGGAUACAGAGUCAUUCAUUUUGACCACAUCACAUCUGAACCAUGGUCAGAUGCUGACUUGCAGAUACUCUUAGAGAGAAUCUGACAAGACCACAUGCCUAUACUGUGUGAGGCAUAUAUCUGGGCAGGUUUUAUGAAGUUUAGAUUUUUCAAAAUGGAACCAACUCCAUUUCAAAGGCAUGAGAUAAGCAGAACUUUAUUAAAACCUAAAAAUAUCAUUUUGGAGUGACAGAUAAAAACUAGUAUUUGUUCAAAUCGAAUAGUGCAGCUUAUCCAAUUGUUAGAUUGCAAACCUGUUGUGAUUGUCCACAUUAAAUUCUCUAAGACACCAUAGCCUGUUGAAAUAUUUAAUAAAUAUGUAAACAAAGAGCAGUAAUUGGAAUUUGCAUGAUAUGCAUUUAACUGUAAUUCUCCUUUAAAAUACAUAAUCAUAGCAAAUGCCAGAAUUCUGUGAAAGCUCAUUGGUAGGAACAGAUCAGAAAUAGUGAAUUUGUAGCAACAGUAUGAGUAAUAUUUAAUGCAUGUGCUUCUAAAUCAGUUUUUAGCAAGAUAUGUUCAUAUUUUAAUAUGAAACCAACAGCUGACCAUUUGCACUUAACUGUUGUUCAUUCAACACUUUCUAGAUUUGUAAAUAUUCUAUAAAAAGCAGGUUGCCAAAUAUCUAGGAUCAAACCAGCUUUUAUUUGGCACGAAAGUAUACCUUUCAAAAUGCAAAUAGGUAAAAACUAAUGCAGAGGAGUUAAAUAAGUCUAGCAGUUCAUUCUGCAUGUUUCCUGCUUCUCUACCACUCCAAAAGGAGCUGUCAAUGUUAUGCCAGAGCCUUGCUGGAAUUGUUGGCAGCUGUCUGUCUCUAGACAGUGGAAGAGUGUCCAUUUGGGGGUGAAGUCAAGCUGUUGGAAGACUGCAGCGCCUGAUGUGGCUGCAGAGACCUAUAGGGGACAGACAUGUUGCAGCUGGGGCAGAUGAAGGUUCUGGUUUUGCUGUGUCUCUCUGUGCUCUGCUGCGGACAGUGGAGUUAAUGUUGCCAGUCUUCAUGUCAUGUUUGCAGACAUCUUUGUAAUGCAGAGUUGGUCUGCCAACAGGCCGAGAGCUCCCUGUGGAGCACAUCCUUGGGGAGGAGAGUUAAGAAUGUUGAUUCCAACAGACAAAAAUCAGCACUUGAUAAAAAUUCUUGCUGCUGCUCUUGUCAUUUCUAACAACUCUUAGAUAUGCUUUUUGUGAGCACCCUUGACAUUACAAAACUUCCACUCUGGGUAGUCUUUUGAUUCCAAGCACACUUAAAUGUUCUGUUGAAUCUCAGAAGGCCUUUUUAAUGAUGAAGUAAAAGUCUGUUUGAUGUCUGAAAAACAUGUCUAUUCAGGAUCUGGAAUUUAACUACGGUACUUACUAACUGAAUAAAUGUGUAUUCUUUUGCUUUGCCUAUAUAAAAGUUGUAAUUUGCAAGACUCCUUUUUGUUGACAGUCUGUGAAGUUUCUGCUAGUUAUGUGAUUGAAGCUAUAAUUCAUCAUUCACUAUUCAAACUGUAAUUAUGUUAAUGAGAAAUAUACACAAUUUAACAUGUUGAAUAAGAUGUAACUUAGAUCAUGUUAUAUAUGUGUGUAUCUUUUCCACCCAGUUCAAAGACUUAAAAACAUUGCAUCUACCAGAUUUUCCUUGAAAAACAGUUGGUUCUCUUAAGGGCAAUACUGAAAAUUAUUGUUAAGUGAACACUGCAUUUUUUUCUCUCUCUCUAGGACUGGACAUAUCCAAUGAGAAGAGAGAUGCAGGUAUGGCUGUUUCUUUUAAUCAAAGCUAGCUAAUGGUUCAUUAGAUACUCGGUGGUGGUGGUGGUGGUGCUGCUAGGAUUUAGCAAAACCAUAUGCCCUGAGACACUUAGGUGUGCUGCAGAGGUACACUGGGGACGAUUGCUCUGGAAACACCCAAGAGAAGACUUGGAAUGACAGGACUAACACACAGGGAUAGUUGUAAUUCGAAGUGCAGUUUUGGGCUACCAAGAAAUUUGUUACCUUCCUUUUUUUGCCCUAGACUCACACCCAGUUUCUCUCAUUCAUCUAGGCAUUGUCUUGCAUUAAUGUCCAGUUGAGAGAGACCUACUCAAGGUCCCCAGAUCUGUGACCUUCCCUUUCCUCGCUGUCUUUUUGGGCCUUGUGGGCAAUUCCCAACCCUAACCUUCCUUCCAAAAAUGGUUGUCUCUGCUAUCUUUGCUCCUGGCCAGUUGGCUGCUCUCUGCACAAAUCUGUCACUCAUUCCCCUCUCCACAUGUUCCAGGAGCCUGCAGGGGCCACUAUUUCUUUGUUUGGAAGUUGCUGUUUCUCUCCUGGUCUGUGGACAGUGGGGAAAGCUGAUGCUCAUGCUGUAACACUCACUGAAUUUGUUCCUAAAUUUAAGAGUAAGACAACAAUUCUGUAGGUUGCUAAGUACUGGUCAUAUUUAGUGAAGGGAGAAAUAAAGUGAAUUUGCCUGGAUUGGCAGAUGCCUCGGCAAAGUAAAAUUAAAAUGUUAAUAGGCUAUUGCAACUCCCUCCUAAGCUUGCAGUUUGCAUAGGAAACUUCCUAAAUUCUAAGUCUUUUUUCUGGAUAGAGAGGGGAAGCCCUCAUGAUUUCUUGUAGAUGUAGGCUUUGUUCACAAGGAGUGGUUUGCAUGGCAUGCAAAAAUUUGGCAGGAAAAGCUCUUUCUAGCAUUGAGAUGCAGUGAAUUGUGGUUUGCUUGUUGGAUUUUCAUGUUAAGCAGCCAGAAGCCCUCCCAGAAAAGAGAGUACACCUCUUGUAUUGCAGGAACCUUGAGAAAUAGUUAAGUAAAACAGUCCAAAUGGCUCAAGUAAGCAAGCCACAUAGUGGGUAUUGGAGAAUCUUGGUUGUAGGCUAUCUAGUUCAGAGUGAUGGUAAGGUAGUAUUCAGAUGAGGAGGAAGCUAUGCAAUGAAAAAGUGGGGUGGUAUGUUAGCCUAUGUGUAAGAUCGCACAUCCUUUUCUUCUGCAUUUAGCAUAGAGCAACUAUACUGUCAGUGAGGUACAUUUAUCUCAGUCCUGUUACAUUCAAACCUUUGAAGGCUUUGAGAAGCCUUUGAGGAUUACAGGCAAGAGAAACAUUCUAGUCUAGAAGGAGCUGGUGGGGGAGGGAAGCUUGAGUUGCAGCUUCAGUGAGGCAAGACAGUUCCUGGAAUCUUAUUCUGGGAUAUUAUUACCUUGGCGGCAGGCAGCUCCCUGCUGCUUAGAUUUUUCUCUCCACCUCUCUGUCACCUCAAACUUGUUCAUGUUUCUCUCCCCCUCUGCUCUGUUUCUCAGGCAGAAUAUACCAAGUCAUUUAUCAUCAAAAAAUAAAUGCCUUUCUCAUUAUACUGUGCCUGAAUUCUGUUAGUCAAUACCAAGACGUGUGCUUGUGGUUUUCUCUCUGUCAUUGUCCUUUGCAAACUUAGUGGGUGGUUGGGGAUUUUCUCACCUCCUAUGUUUCUGUUGUGCAAGAUUCCCUCGUAGCCCCAGUGCCAGCAAUACUGGAAAAAAGUACCCAUUUCUCAGGUAAAACCACAGAGCUCUUUCCAGAUCCCAUAUAUGCAUCCGGUUAAUGCUAGUGUAAUUAAACUCUCCUGCUAGUGUUGGUCUUGUGUAGCUUCUACCAGAUUACUGAGGUAUAUUGAAUUUUCAUUCCUCUCUUUCUCUCUCCUUUUUUUAAAGGAAAUUUUACCUGGGUUGUUCCUGGGCCCAUAUUCUUCAGCUAUGAAAAGCAAGGUAGGUGUGUCUUUCUAGAAUAUUUUAAUGCUGGUCACUGCUUUUUUCUAGGAAAAAAUGGUACAGGAACUAAUCUUGAACAGACCUUGUACUAGUAGUACAAGGGACUCCCAGAUUAGACGGUGGUUCCAGGCCCCUGCACGCAUACCCAAAAUUGUAUAUAAUGGGAAGCACACUGGAGAGUCCUAGUGGUUCAAAGAGGAGACCCACCCCAAAGCCCAAAGAGGUCCCAAAGAGCCAGCAGAACUGACAUGCAAGGAGGUUUCUUCCCUGCGUGUCAGCUCUGCGUGUCUAGAGCGCAAAUGGUUGCCCUGACCAAUCUAAGCACCUUGUCCACAUCAUCGGUCCUUACUAACUAAAACUCAUCUAGCAUAACAGAGCUAGACGGUGCUCUGAUACCUCUCAAGGUUCAUCUGCUGUACGUGGAGUCGCGGUCCCGGUGUGGAUGCAAAUGAUUUUAUGAUCCUCAAAAUGCUUUGCAAACAAGUCACAGUAAGCUGCCGUCAGUUCUGUCACCUCCUUUGGGCCAGACUAAAAGGCCCUGCACUACCCGGAAAAGCUCUGCCGAAUGUCUCAGGAUACAAUGGAGACUGCAGAGCAUACUUUCUUAGCUGCCUUCACUGCUGCUGGGUAGGCCCAUUGUUCGAUUGCAUUUUACUGGAAUUUUCCUCCACUCGUGUUUGAGCAGUGCCCCAAUUUGUUUCCUUAGCCUAAGCUUUGGAGUACUCUGGGGAGCCAAAUGGGCGUAAUGAAGAGGGAAAAGGCACUCAGGGUGAUCGUGUCAACAGCCCAAGCCCUUUGGGUGUUCCAGAGGCCAUCUAGGGCUUUGACAGGAACGCCAAUCAUAUCAGCUAUCUGGAAAUCCUUUGGAUCCAUCAGCCUCCUAGGGCAGACUAUCUUAAUAGAUCCCCUGCCUCUGCAGAGGAGAAAAAGUGCUGAAAGCUUAAUCUCAGCAGGAAGUGAUCUGGCCAUGAGAAGGAACUGGUUUCAAUAUCCCCCACUCUUCCUGAUCACCCUCUUCCUGUCCAUUUCUGUGCCACUUACAAUAUAAAAAACUUAAGCGGUAUUUAAAAAAUCCCUAAAGCUGCAGUAGACCACUAUGCCACUAAUGUGUGGUGGUGGUUGUUUGGGGGUGUUAUUGGGUUGUUGUUUUCAUUUUGAUUCUGUAUUUUGUGGUUUUAUAUUCUGAUUUUAUUUUGUAAACUGCCCUUAGACCUGCGGGUAUAGGGCGGUAUAUAAAUUCAAUAACAACCACAAUAACUUGAACAACAACAACAAAUUUUACAAAAAUACAGUUACAUAUAAAAAUGUUACAUUAAUACACAAUUAUUGAUACAUGUAAACCAAUAUAAAUUCCUUCUCCUUGAUUGUCAUGUGUGAAUUUCCCCCCGUAGCAUUUUAAUUUUCUACUGUUUGCUAUUUGGACUCUGCUUGAGGAAAGACAGAGAAAGGUGUUUUAAAUAAACAAACUGCAAAAUGCACACUUUCUGUCUUUGAAUAGAAUUACACUGUUUAUUGAUGAGCUGCACCUUUGUGCCAACUCAAAACGACCAGAAGCUUGUCCAGCCUAUUUUGAAAGGUUCAAAUGAAUGUGGAAAGGAAAUUCCUUCUGAGUUUUUGUCAGCUUUAAACAAAGUCACCUUUUUAAAACAAAGCCACACAGUAACUUUGCAGGCUUCCGGCUUGUUUUGCACUGGCCACAAAAAUGAAUUUGUUGUGUGUGUUUGAUUUUAAGCUAUCAUGGUCUUACUGAACAUUUUAAAUAUCUAAAUAUAUUGUCUUAAUAAAAUGUCUUAAUAAAGCUAUCAGCUAUCAUGCAAUAUUAUUACUCUUGUUUGUAUGCUAGUUUAAAGGAGCUUUCACUUUUUCAAACAUUCAUUUUGCAGCUACCUAUACUUCAGAAACAUGGAAUUACCCAUGUAAUAUGCAUACGACAAAAUAUUGAAGCAAACUUUAUUAAACCAAACUUCCAGCAGUUAUUUAGGUAAGAAACCUGUAAAUCAAUGUUGUGAAAAUACGUCAUGUUCAAUGUGUGCUUGUUGUGCUAGUGUAGUUUUCAGUCUUUACACUGCAAAGCAAGAUUGCAGGUAAUGCUUAAACGUUUCAGUGGAUCACAAUAGUUGGCAGGUAUAUUGCAUAGCGUGAAUGUCAGAAAGACAGGUGCAAGAACUUCUUUAUGACUUCCUGUGAGGAAUGAGAUUGCUUUAAGGACAAGGCAAAAUGCUUUGGGUAGGAAGCAGGGACAGCGAGGGGUGUGGCUGGGGUAUUCCAAGGGCCAGAUAGAGAGGUUGGGGUACACAUUCGGCCCCCAAACCUGAGGUUCCUUAUCCCUGACAUAGUCCUUCCCACAGUUGCACUGUAUUCUUUUCAAAUAUGGCUGAAAGUGAUUCCUGUUGAACUUGACCAAAACUGGUGUUCAAAGACAGGAAGCCUAAGGACCAAACUACAGUGGUAUCUUGGGUUAAGUACUUAAUUCGUUCCGGAGGUCUGUUCUUAAUCUGAAACUGUUCUUAACCUGAAGCACCACUUUAGCUAAAGGGGCCUCCUGCUGCUGCCGCGCCGCUGGAACACGAUUUCUGUUCUCAUCCUGAAGCAAAGUUCUUAACCUGAAUCACUAUUUCUGGGUUAGCAGAGUCUGUAACCUGAAGCGUAUGUAACCUGAAGCAUAUGUAACCUGAGGUACCACUGUACAUGUUACACCACAGCUGCAUGUGGCGAUAGCCCAACAAGGGUUGCUCAGCUGGCAGUAUGACUUCCCUCAGUGAAAUGAAGAAGGAAGCAAUUUUCAGCUAUUCCCUUUCCCCUCCGCAGCCCUCCAUGCGCCACCAGAACUGUUCUGGAGAGUCCCCCAGCCUUCUGGAGCAGGUUUAGGAGCAGGGUGCUGCAGAGGGGGCGAGAAAUCAUUGAGAAAUUCUUGCCCCCUUUUUCCACUGACGGGGCAAGAAUGACAGUUGGAUACAACCCACAGAAAGCUGUCUUAAUGAUAAUCUAGAUCAGUAUUUUCUGCUUUGACUGGCAGUGGCUCUCCCAUGCUUUCAGAUAGUCUUUCCCAGCCCUGCUUGCCCUGGAAUGCAGAUCAGUCUUAAGAGCUGUUUUGCAGCAGUGAAGAGAAAGGAAGAUAGAACCUUACUCUGCUAGUAGUUUUUCUCCUGAAAUUCCCCUGAAGUCUUGCCUCAUGGGUUUCAUGAGGGAAUUUUGCAACAACAGAGAAGGGGUCAUUUGGCUAUCGUACAUUCCACUACAGAACAAUAUGUUGGACCUUUUAACUUUUAUAUUUAUAUUAUAUAAUAUAUAUUAUAUUUAUAUCCGCUUCAAAUGAUAAAAGAAACAUUUUUCAGACUGGGUGUUAAUGUUUUAGAAGAUGAGCGAUUCUGGUUGUGUACUUAACACACUUACUUUAAUUGUAGGUAUUUAGUCUUGGAUAUUGCAGAUCAUCCCAUUGAAAAUAUAAUCAGAUUUUUCCCGACGGUAAGUGUUUAGCAUGACUUGUGAGUUAAACUCUUUCAUCCUAAUAUCUUUCAGAAAUCAUGUGAGCAAAUGCAGCCCAAUGUGCAAGUGAAAAAGGAAGAAACAAUCCACCUCUGAAGCAGUUCAGCUAAAUUGAUAAAUAAUUCUUCCUGCAAUGUCCACCUAAUUUAAUGGUCUUGUGGAUAAGCCCCUGACUGGUAGUAUUGCUGGUUGCCAUGGGUACAGCCCUCUGGGAAGUUCUCCUGCAUAAAAGUGCUUUUGCAGGAUUCCCUUUCAUUUUAGCAUGCCGGAGAAACUUCCCAAUGAAUUGUACCCAUGGUAACUGUCAUAUCAGAUAUUAAGGGGGACAGGUCGCAGAAUGCAAUUCUCAGCUCAAAAAUGGCUGUGUCUGCUUGCUAUUCACUCUGUGCAAGAUAUCUGAGUUGCUUUCUCAGCAUCUGUCUUUUUACUUUGUGCACUUUGUUCUCUCCUGCCCCUUGGAUGGCCAUUGUCCAUGGCAGGCAUCUGCUGAAAGUGCACUCCAUUGACUUCUUGUGAACUGCUGGUAAUGGAGGGGGCCUCUUGAAAUGGCUGUGUGGAUGUCUGAAUACUUGUGCCAGGCCAAGCUGGCUAGGGAGUUUCAAGAAGCAGCUGGGGAGAGCCAUAUUUCUAGGCCCCCUUGCUGCUGCUUCAAGACAAGGAACACUAAAAACCUUAAUAAAAAUGAUGAGCUCUCCAUUCUGCUGUCCCACCCCCACAACAUCUUAACAAUAAUUAUGUUAGGAGCCCCCCCCCCACUUCCGUUCUGCCCUGUUAAAUUGCCAUGUCACUUUAAAAACUUUUUAAUGAAUCUUGGGUGUUAAUUCUUGCCAUAAAACUGAGCACUGAAAAAGUUGUUUAUUUUACAUGUUUUUAUUCUGCUUUUCCACUAAAAGUGCCCAGGGAGGCUAACAGCAGAAAUAUGGGCAGUGAUAAUUUUCCACGUGUUCGUUUGUGUGUGACUGCCAACGUGAGUGCCGUUUUUGGCCCUGGAAGGGGGCAGAAUGGGGUUGGGGGCUGGGUGUGCCAUGACUGGAACGCAAUCCCUGCACAAACAGGGAGUUGCCUGUAAUACUAUCCACAAUAAAAAUGAUAAACAGUAAUCAGAAUUUAAAAGAAAUGCAGUAGCUAAAGUCAUGGUUUAGGUUUUGGGGUAGAUAAACAUCACUGGUCGCCUGUAACCCAAGUGCUGUCAACAUUUUAUGAGCAGAUUAAAUCUUCACACUAUUUUUCUGGCCUGGCAGGAUAUGCCUUGAUUGCAUACAUCCAUGAGUUACAAAACACAUCUUUCUGCUUGGAAGUGUUGCUGUGAGAAUGUUGAUGUCCAUGGCAAAAUAUAAAUAUAACUAGGGCUACAAACACCACAUGUGGGAAUCUAGUUGCACCUUUCAGGGCCUUUGAGUUGCUGUACACUGGAUUCUGAGGAAGUAGUUUUAAACCAUUUCAUCUGCUGCUAUCAAUGUAAAGCAACUUGAAAGCAGCAGGUGUUUUUAGGGUGCUUUUUAAAAGCAGGUGCAUUUAAGCAUUUUUGAUAAAGUGUAGUAUUUUUUGUAUUGGCGUUCUAUUAGCAAGAAUACAAUAUAAAUAUGAUUAUGAUCAAUGUUUUAAGUCCUCAUAUUAUAAAUCUUUUGGGGCCCAAGUUAUUUACAAUUUCCUCGAGUGCAUGAUACUCUAGAACACACAAAUAGGCUGCAUUUGUGUUAAGAACUCUUUGAGAUGGCGGUAAUUGGAACGGAAUCUGUGUCUGUUAUGUUUUUCUUUAGACUAAGGCAUUUAUUGAUGGGAGUUUACAAACCGGAGGUACGUAUACUCACUUUGCUUGCCUAAGAUGCUUGAUACAAAUGUGUUGCUUUUUUAGCUACAUGUAAAUACAGAUGAAGGGACACGGGUGGCGCUGUGGGUUAAACCACAGAGCCUAGGACUUGCUGAUCAGAAGGUCAGCGGUUCGAAUCCCCGCAACGGGGUGAGCUCCCGUUGUUCGGUCCCAGCUCCUGCCAACCUAGCAGUUCGAAAGCAUGUCAAAGUGCAAGUAGAUAAAUAGGUACCGCUCCGGCGGGAAGGUAAACUGUGUUUCCGUGCGCUGCUCUGGUUUGCCAGAAGCAGCUUAGUCAUGCUGGCCACAUGACCCGGAAGCUGUACGCAUGCUCCCUCGGCCAAUAAAGCGAGAUGAGCACCGCAACCCCAGAGUCUUUCACGACUGGACCUAAUGGUCAGGGGUCCCUUUACCUUUACCUAAAUACAGAUGGGGUGGAUGUACUUGGUAAUGGACUGGGAUACAGUCCCUCUUGGGAAUGCUAUAAGAUGUGUAGUGAUAGUUGGUGCGAUCUAGUUAAGCCUUACUGGCCAGAUUUCUUGGAGGCUCAUUGGGGUACAUACCACAUAGCAGGUAAUGCAGAAGGACAUAAAGUUCCUGAGGCUCGAACUCUGCUUCCUGCUCAUAUGUGUUUUAAGGUGUUUAUGCUGAUUUUGCUACUGACUGUGUUUGGCUAUGCUAAUGAUUUAAAUUAAUUUUAAUAUAAGAAGAGCCCACUGGACGUUACGUGUUUGGAUCUUGUUGAGGACUGAAUGGUGGGAUAUAAACUAAAUAGUACAAAUAAUACAAAAUGCCUGUAAAACCUCUGGCUGGUUUGUGUAAAGCAAUUCUUUUCAUUCUCAGGAAAAGUUCUUGUCCAUGGGAACGCGGGGAUUUCUAGAAGGUAACAAGGCUCGCUUAUUUUUAAAAAUAUCCCCAGGCAUGGCUGACAUAUCUUAACUUGUUUUUGUUGGUUUGUUUUCUGUUUUUCAGUGCUGCCUUAGUUAUUGCAUAUAUUAUGGAAACAUUUGGAGUGAAGUACAGGUACAGAAGUGAUUUUAAACUGCUUUCCAUUCCCUGGAGAGAAUAUUGGUCUUCAACCGCUGAGUCAUGACAUGGCCAAAAUGGGAAUCUUGAGUGAUUCUACUGUAGAAUUGGAAGGGACCACGAGGGCCAUCUAGUUGUAGUUUGUUGUUAAUGCAGCUCUCCAUGUCUAGUGACUAGCUGAGUGAGACCCCGCUUUACAACAAGAAGGGAUUAAAAACAGUUGUACAACUUGAUCACCUAAGUGUUUCGAUAUUACGCAACUUUUUCAAAAGAAAAACUGCCCUAAAAUAUUGCAGACUGAAGUUGGCAAUACAGUGGUACCUCUGGUUAAGUACUUAAUUCAUUCCGGAGGUCCGUUCUUAACCUGAAACUGUUCUUAACCUGAAGCACCACUUUAGCUAAUGGGGCCUCCUGCUGCUGCCGCUGCCGCACAAUUUCUGUUCUCAUCCUGAAGCAAAGUUCUUAACCCGAGGUACUAUUUCUGGGUUAGCGGAGUCUGUAACCUGAAGCAUCUGUAACCUGAAGCGUCUGUAACCCGAGGUACCACUGUACAGGCCUAUGUGCCUGCUGUGUUCUUUCAGUGCCAGACCAAGUUGCCCCUUCUCUCUCCCCUUUCUCAGCCUUUGUGAUGGUGGUGGUUGUAACAGUUGCUACUGGUGCUGUGACCUCUCCCAGCAAAAAGACCAAGAUCUUUUUGUGAAAGGUGUGCACAUUCCCUCUGCACAGAACUUGCCUCCAAUACUGAUUGCCUCCAGUAUGCUCAUGAGUUGUUAUUCCUCCAUCGCCACCUCAGCUGACAUAGAGUGCAGUGCUUGCAGUACAUCUGACUUUGGAAUGACAGCCAGAGACAAAACAGGUCUUGGAUAUGCUGUAGGGCAAGGGAAUUCUGGGGUUGAAACAUCUGUAGAGAAUUCUGAUCCCAGUGAAGAGGGAGCCCCAGUGAUGGCCUUAUUACAAAGGAUGGAGAUGCAGUGAGAAUUUCUUAGGGGUAAUGGACUCUUGGGGAUAAAGAUUGGCUAUGUGGGUCAUUUGUUUUAUGUUUUAAUAGAGUACUUUAAGCCUGAGAUAGAUGAGGUUUGUGUGAUGGGUCCCAAGCAAGUGAGCUUAUGCACAAUAACUCUGUCUUGGUCCAGUGAAUGGAACAUUUAGCCAGGGUCCCUGGAUUUAAGUCCUACUUCUGCCUGGGGAUCAUUGUAUUCUCAGCUUCAAUUCCCCAUCUGUGAAAUAGGAGUGGCACUCAACAUGGGACUGUUGUGAGGAUGAAGAUGAUGAGUGGGGUGAGGUUUGAGUUUCACUUGGCCUCUUCACUUCAUCAGGCCUCGCACAACAGAUGUUCCCAUUGAGUUGGCCCCCUGUUCAGUGUUUAAUGCUUAUAACAUAAAUUUCACAUGUAACAGCAGGGUCAGUUCUCAGCAUCUUCUAUAAGGAAAAUCUGUUUAAGUAACUAACUGGACCCAGUUGUUGUUGGCUGUAAGCCUUUAUGGAGUUAAGCAGGUCUGGGCAUGACUAAUUCCUGAAUGGGAGCCCUUGUAUGUCAUUUCAAACUUUUUGAAGGCAAAAUACAGGCGUAGCUAAACUGAAAGUAAAUACCAAAAGAAUGAGUCAGAAACCAAAUGCAAAGUGGUAUUAAAGAUGAAAAUGGAGAAUCUCUUUCUUGUAGGGAUGCAUUUACAUACGUGCAAGAAAGAAGGUUUUGUAUUAAUCCCAAUGCUGGAUUUGUUCAUCAACUUCAGGUAAGUUGUUUUCCUACCUGUUGAUGAUGUAGAAAUAUGAUAUUCGUACUGAUGGUCUGGCCCGGCCUCCCCAAGUAUCUGAUAUGCAUUGGCUUAAAUGAAAAACUUCAUUAUAUCUUGCCUGGCUGUUUGGGGUGUUAAUUGGUACAUUACCGGUAUUUGGCCUUUUCUAUCAUUUUGUUUGCUUUGUACUGAAGAUGUGAGCAAUUCUAACAAAUGUAAAAUAUGUAAAACAGAAGCAUAAGAUACCUAACAUUAAAUAUAUUUAAUAAACAACUUAUCAGCUUUAUGUUGAUAACCACGUGGCCGGUGUAGAGCAGUAGGUCUCAACAGCAGGGGUCUCUGUGCCUUACAUGGCUGAACUUCAGGCUGGUGGCAUAAAAUCUCUUUGAGCCACAGUGUCCAAAAUUCUCUCAGAUGCCCCAUUUCUCCUCUGCUCUGGUAGACCAGGUGUAGUACUGGUCCAUGUUGACUCUUGAGUAGCUCACUGGUGCCUGCCCCUAAACAGUGGGUGUGGCUUUCUGGAAUUGCUCCGGUCAGCCAAAUAGAAGCAGUUACUUUUAUCCAGAACCACUCUUUCUCCUCCCUCAUCUCAGUUUCUUGCAAUAUUCCAGCCUUCAUGGCUGUAAACAUUUAUGUUCCUUUAGCUGCCCUCCCGUUCUUUUUAUCCCAGGAUCCCAAUGUCAGGUGAAUUCUUGCCCAUUUGUGCCAAUCCAGUCAUUCUGCUGCUGCUUCAUUUUUUAUUUUAUUUUUUAGGAAUAUGAAGCCAUCUAUCUAGCAAAGUUAACUAUCCAGAUGAUGUCUCCUCGGCAGCUGGAGCAAUCACUGUCUGUCAGUACGGGUGAGCAUAUCUUUCUGUGUAGCAGGGGCGGGGAAACAUCUUCAGCCCAAGGGGCACAUUUCCAGAGCAGUCACUGCCAAGCCUGCUUUCUCAAAGAUUUGCAUUGUAAUCCCCUCUAAAACAAAGGGGGAAACCUUCAUUUCAGCAGGGAAUUCCAAGCAGCCUCCUUCCUGAGUCAGAUUUGCAUGCAAUCCCUUGCUAACUGCUACCUCUACCCAGAAUAAAAUAGUAGUACUGGCGGUAUGGACAUCGUCUACCCUUCUUCAUGUACAUGCAUUUCUCCCCUUCACUUGCCCCCAAUACAAACCCCUCCCUAAUUAGGAAGGUGUAUGCAUCAAAACGCCCUGCUAAAAUGAAGGGGGGGGGACAUUGUUUUAGCAGCAACUUUCAAGGUCAAAUUACCAACUUCUUGAUGUCCUGUGAUUGACAAGCAUGCAGCUGCGCCCACCUGUCAAAUGUGCCCCCCUAGUCCAUUUAUGGUGAGGUUCUGGCCUGUGGAAUCGAAAAGGUUCCCCACACCUACAUCCAGAGUAUGAAAACUACCACGAGAAGCUACUCAAAGCUGAUGGAUUACUGAUAGAAACCAACCUGGUUCAUAUUUGAACUUCUUGUUGUCUUGAGUUAAGAAGUAGGAAGAGAAGCACAGGAAGACUGGCUGUUAACUAUUUUUGGAUGCUUAAAAUGGGCAAAACAUGGAUAGAAAAAUUGGCUUCUAAUUGGCAUUGUGCAGCAAAAUGAAAAUGUUUUGUAGAACAGGUCUGGUUCCACUCAAACCAUUUUGGAAAGCUUGUUUCUGUCCUCUUAGCCACCUUCUCCACCUGCCCCACCUGUUUUGCAGGAAGUCUGAAACGAACCCAUGAAGAGGAUGAGGAAAUCAGCAAUAUGCAAGCCGCAGCUCAGAACGGUUGACACCAAGGGCAGCACUCUGGACUUGCUGGCUGGAAAUUUCUAUUCAUGGCAGCUGCUAACGUCAGCAAGAUGAACAACCAGAUCUAUUUUUUAUAUAUAUAAAAUGGGAGAUGAGUCCAACUUCCUUAUGCAAACCUGCCCCUCCAGUAGCACACCAGGCAACACGGUUAAGGGUAUUGGAUUCCUUGACUGACUAGAUGGCACUGAUUGUUUUGCUCCUUUUUUUACACUUUAUAGUUUUACCCUAAACCAAGACUUUGGACUUGCAAAGAGGUAUUAUUGCAAUAAUGCACUUUUCAUACUUGAAAUUUCUUUAUUUGUAUUGAUAAAGUUAUUACUUAAACAAAACGUGGGGGGAAUGAUUUGUUUAUAAAGUUAUUUGUGUAAUUUAUAACAAGAGUCUUUAGUAAAAAAAGGAAAAGAAUGAAAAGAAACAACUUCCUAAAAUUCACUAUGGGUUGUAUUUGUUUCAUUUCCCAAGGCUUGAGGCAAAAGGAAACAAGUUUUAGUAGCUAUUGGAAAUCAUUGUUUUGGCCACCAUGAAGUCGUAAGAGCAAACUCAAGGUCUCUUCCAGAUUAAAUGGCUGCUCUUUUCUUGAUCCUUUCUGGCUUUUCCCUGAAAAGGCCUCCAAGAAGAUAAAUUUCCCCCAGCUUUAUGAAAAUCCACACGAAUUGACUCCUGACAGGCAAAUGCGGGUGUACAGCCUUACUGCUGAACGUAGCCGCCUAGCCAUAUUGCCAGUAUUUUUGGCUUUCUGUUCUUCAAACCCAUACAGAUGAUUCGUAAUUUACGUGAGGCUUAAGGACUUGCACAUAAAGCCAAAAUUACGUACAGCCAAAACAACCCUAAAACCGCCCCUGCAAGACCACCCCUACUGUUCUGGAGCUGGUGCACCAAGCAGGCCUUGCUCCCUAUGAAAGGCAGAGUGCUUUUAAGCUUUCCGCCUUGCUUACCAGGCUCUGGGAGGCUCUCGUGCCUUUCCCUGGCUAUAGUUUAAAGGCCAAUGGAAUCGGCAAUCUCAUUUAGAACUUUAAGUUGUGGAUUAGCCCCCUCCACAGGUUAUGGUCCACUUAACUUCAAACGUGUUCUCCAUCCAACAGUAUUCAAUUGUCCCAUGUGGAUGAACUCCACUAACACUUCUCAAAUUACCAAGUAAAACAGCAGGCCAACUAGAGCACAUCUAGACCAAUGAAGAAGGAAGACCAUAAUUCAAAAGAUUUUAACAGCCUUCAUUUAUUUAUGUCUUAACAGUGCUUUUUAAAAAAACUGAAUAAAUAAACUUUAGUCACCCCCCAAUAAAGUUUUUAGAGUACCACAAAAUGCAUGAAAUCCGCUUACAGUAGCCCUCAGUAAUAUUUUAUAAAGCUAUUUACUCGACUAC
This is a messenger RNA of Podarcis lilfordi (Lilford's wall lizard), 18879 nucleotides long. The record is from the annotation of a GenBank genome assembly. NCBI's taxonomy places the organism in Eukaryota, Metazoa, Chordata, Lepidosauria, Squamata, Lacertidae.